UUUGGAUUCUGUCUCUAAAAUUCUAUUUUUUUCAUUCUUUCUUCAUCACAAUCGGUGGGAUGAUUAGGUAUGAGGAUUAGCUCAGGAGAAACCGACGGUAUAAUCUGAGUAUGGAUUUGUCUCCCUUCAAGCUAGACAUUGACGAGCUUAUUCGUGAGUUUGUUCAGAGUGAAUCAUCAACUUUGAAUGACAUGAAGAGAAUAUGGUUAUCGAUGAAAUUCUCCUACAUUUAUGAGGCCAGUCCUUCUACAAACUUAGCUUUCUUUAUGCAAUCACUCUAUGCGCAUACUAUUGGUCACAUGAUCAAUGUUGAUUCUUUAACUUGCAGACUUGGAGGGCUCUAUUGCCUCUACUGCCUAUAUGAAACUCAACCAUUCAAACCGCCUUUCAAGAUUUAUCUCUCACUUGGAGAGAUGAAGAAACUUACAAGUCUAGUUGUUGAGGCAAAAGAAAUGGGUAUAAGAGUAGUACCUACCUUGGUGAAAAGGAUGCUGGAAAAAGAUAUGUUUCUGUUUGGGCUUGUGGACUUAAAUGAAAGCUCGGUUAACGAGAUGAUUAACAGUCUGACAAAAUUACAAGAUGCCCGAAUACAAGUUGCAUAUGAGAAGUUAUUUACCGAUACGGACAUUGACCGAUGCAUUCACAUGGACUUGGGUAUGGAGGUUGACUUUGAUAAGAUAAAGAAAAUGUCCACAGAAUAUGCAGUGGCUAAGAGAAAAGCCAUCGAAGAGGUUGGAGAGGUGGUAAAUGUCCAGAACAUAAAGCAGAUAACGGAAUAUGAGAAACCUCUAAGCGAAAUAGUUGAGAAGAUAGAUGAGAGCUGGAACAACCAAAGAGAGGUGUUCUAUCGAAGGACCGGAUUGAGCCACCAAAAGCCUGCUGAAGAGGAACAACCGCUGCUGCUGCAGUUAGAACCGAAUGAAAAUGAGGCAGACAACGACGGUGAUGAAUUUUAUCGUCUUCUAUAUGAACAUGAUUGAAUCCUUUUCCUGGAGAAUUGAUUUUUUAAUGCAGGGCAUCUGUAUCUGAUUUUU
Messenger RNA from Hibiscus syriacus, 1034 nucleotides. RefSeq lists its product as uncharacterized. NCBI's taxonomy places the organism in Eukaryota, Viridiplantae, Streptophyta, Magnoliopsida, Malvales, Malvaceae. The record is from RefSeq and is a predicted model, not a curated record. The coding region runs from base 111 to 980 and encodes 289 amino acids. The transcript has 7 exons. Gene Ontology annotation, cellular component: snRNA-activating protein complex. Gene Ontology annotation, molecular function: sequence-specific DNA binding. Gene Ontology annotation, biological process: snRNA transcription by RNA polymerase III; snRNA transcription by RNA polymerase II.